UUGUAGUUUGUCCUGAACUUUUCGAAAAGAAACAAGUAGUGAACUGAUAAAGGAUAUUUUUAUAACCUUUUCGUAAUUGGUGUUUUUUGCACCUAAAUUAUCUUCUGAGUGAAUUCAUCAAUAAAGUGCAUAUUUGAGUGGAAAUGUCUGUAUUUCCCGGCGAGAGUUGGGAAAAUGGCAGCACAGCUUGAUAUUCGGUUAAGGACUAUCUAUGCUACGAUUAAAUAAAUUUGACUACAUCUUUAUGCAGCAUCCGGAACCAGGAUAUAUUCCGGAAGUACCUUUUACUCCGAUUUGGAGUCAGGAUGCACCGCCACCAAUUGUACCAUAUCCGGAUUUAAUACCUGGAUUUCCAUGUCCUGAUUUAGCAAUCUGGCCUCGAUCUCAAGUUGGAAACAUAGCUAACCAAAGAUUGUCACCUCGUGGUGCCCUUCCUGCUCCAAAUCACACAUCCAAGAAACCACGUCGUCGAGUGGCAUCAAUUGCUCAGCGACGUGCCGCGAAUAUUAGAGAACGGCGAAGGAUGUUUAAUUUGAAUGAGGCUUUUGAUAAGUUACGAAGGAAGGUCCCAACAUUUGCCUACGAGAAACGCCUAUCUCGGAUUGAAACACUUCGCUUGGCUAUCACAUAUAUUAGCUUCAUGACCGAACUUCUGACUGGACAACCUCAACCGAAUAGUCACAAGACUCGAUCUCCCGAUAUUUACGCACCUAUUCCAGGACAUCACCAUCCUCAUCAUAUUCAUUCUACUUUCCAACGAGAUUAUGUUUCACCCUAUGGUCAUAGUUUGAGCGGAUAAGAUGGUUAUCUUUUUAGGCUUUUCAGUCUAAAGUCUAGUCAUGUUUCGUGCAAUUUAUUUUGUUAUUUAUUUGUAUCUUUUUAAGAAUAUAUGGAUCUAUUAGGAUUAAUACUA
This is a messenger RNA of Hermetia illucens (black soldier fly), 913 nucleotides long. RefSeq names its product protein Fer3 (gene Fer3). NCBI's taxonomy places the organism in Eukaryota, Metazoa, Arthropoda, Insecta, Diptera, Stratiomyidae. Gene Ontology annotation, biological process: developmental process; regulation of transcription by RNA polymerase II. The transcript has 4 exons. The coding region runs from base 212 to 799 and encodes 195 amino acids. Gene Ontology annotation, molecular function: RNA polymerase II transcription regulatory region sequence-specific DNA binding; DNA-binding transcription factor activity, RNA polymerase II-specific; protein dimerization activity. The record is from RefSeq and is a predicted model, not a curated record.